AUGAAUUUGGAACAACAGCAACGCCAAGAGACAAUUCACGUGUCGGCGCCUUCUUCGCAAGCUCCGCCAAGUAACACAAUGCCCCAACGAACUCCCUUUGCCAUCCAAGAGCUUCUUGGGCUCUCGGAGUCAACGCGUUCCAGCACAACAGCCGUUACUGCGGUCACUCCUUCGUCGCUUUACACAAACGUGGGUCAACCUCCGUUCAGUAGCAGCGAGCAACAUCACCAAAUGCAGAUGGCAGCUUCGCGAAUGGCCUAUUUUAAUGCACAUGCAGCUGUUGCUGCGGCAUUUUUGCCCCAUAAUAUGGCUGCGGGAGCAGCUGGAGGCCCGCUGAAAUUCAAACAUCAAGCAAUUUCAGCUUUUCCUCAUUUGAAGUCGUCCUUCGCUUCAGCCAGCAAUUCGUGUUUAUCAGCUGGCAUCGAUCAUUCGAAGGAGUUUACGGUUGAUGGCAUCAAUGGUUUCAACAAGAAAAAGAAGAAGAAACGACGACACAGUCGCACAAUUUUCACAAGUUACCAACUAGACGAAUUGGAAAAGGCAUUUAAGGAAGCCCAUUAUCCCGACGUGUAUGCCCGAGAAAUGUUGUCGCUCAAAACUGAUCUACCCGAAGAUCGAAUUCAAGUUUGGUUUCAAAAUCGACGUGCAAAGUGGCGCAAAACGGAAAAAUGUUGGGGACGAAGUACAAUAAUGGCGGAAUAUGGCUUGUAUGGCGCUAUGGUGAGACACUCUUUGCCGCUUCCGGAUACUAUUUUGAAGUCGGCGAAGGAAAAUGAGUCUGUUGCUCCAUGGUUGCUAGGCAUGCACCGAAAAUCCAUCGAAGCAGCAGAAACGUUGAAAAAUUCCGACGAUUGUAGCGAUCGAGAGGAUAACAAGACGGAUGACAGUGAUGCAAGUGUCGGAUCUGUUGCGUCAAAAGCUCCUCCAAUGUCGCCUGUGAAUAAUAAUAACAACAACAACAAUUCGAGCAAUAAUAUGUCGCAGCAACAGCAACAUCCGCCGCAAGCAGACUCACCGCAUUCCAUUGUCUCGGUAACGGGACAUCAUUCGCCGUCGCCGCACACGAUGAUGCAUCCGGCGACGCAUCAUCAACUAAGUCCCAUGGAUAUCAGCGGCAAAAAGGACUUUAGCAACCCCAAUUCUAGUCCAUCGUCACAUCACAGUAAUCCAAAUAGCAGUAGCAAUAGUUAUAGUAAUUUGCAUGAUGCAGACCCCGAGAUGUUUAGGUGGGUUGACUACAACAGAGACCCCAUUUCCUAUAUACGAAACAAUUCCAUCGCAUGCCUGCGAGCAAAAGCACAAGAACACCAACGUCUCCUACUACAAGUACGUUCCUUAGCUGGACUUCAGAAUCCAAUGUUGACUGGAUCUCCGCAACCGUUAGACAGUAACGCCAAUACAUUAGCACACUCUCCCACGCAUAUUCCGCAUCCGCAUCCCCUGAAUGCGCAUCAUCACAACGAGGCCCAAGCAAUCGAUCACAGCACAGCAGCACGAGCGGGAUCUCCAACAGCUACCUAUUGA
Culicoides brevitarsis is the source of this 1524-nucleotide messenger RNA. RefSeq names its product homeobox protein ceh-10-like. Gene Ontology annotation, molecular function: sequence-specific double-stranded DNA binding; DNA-binding transcription factor activity, RNA polymerase II-specific. Gene Ontology annotation, biological process: regulation of transcription by RNA polymerase II. The record is from RefSeq and is a predicted model, not a curated record. The transcript is spliced from 9 exons. Gene Ontology annotation, cellular component: nucleus. NCBI's taxonomy places the organism in Eukaryota, Metazoa, Arthropoda, Insecta, Diptera, Ceratopogonidae. The coding region runs from base 1 to 1524 and encodes 507 amino acids.